This is a messenger RNA of Perca fluviatilis (European perch), 2515 nucleotides long. It is a transcript of the gene lctla, whose product is annotated as lactase-like a. The record is from RefSeq and is a predicted model, not a curated record. Gene Ontology annotation, molecular function: beta-glucosidase activity. The coding region runs from base 438 to 2147 and encodes 569 amino acids. Lineage: Eukaryota; Metazoa; Chordata; Actinopteri; Perciformes; Percidae. The transcript is spliced from 14 exons. Gene Ontology annotation, biological process: carbohydrate metabolic process.
GAGUGAGGCAGGCCGGGGCUGAGACAGAGGCUGGGCAAAGGGGACAGAUGUAGGGAGAGAUACAGAACACAGGCACUGGCAAGAGGACUCUCAGGCGAACUUUACAUUUUCCGAUUAUACUUCUUAUCUCGGAUAUCUUUUACACCUCUGAAGAUAACACAACAGCUUGAAAUGUCGCUCAUCCUGACUGUGCUGGACAAGCUGGCUUACUUUCUGUCUCUGAUAGCGUUUUGUGUCAGCGUGUCUUACAGCUGGCUGAAAUGAAACUAGAUUCUUCCCUUUCCAAAUCCACGUGCUCUGAUAACUGACCGGGUGCUUUUUUCACUGGAUGUUUAACAAAUGAUCCUGUUGAGUUAGGAUGCUUUUACUCGAAACCUGUGGACAGCUGCCACCUCUGCGUGUAACUGAAGACAGUAAGCUCUUUGCCAAAGACCACGAUGCUGCAGCGGUGCAUCCUGAGGCCGUACCAUGUGCUUGCUAUGGUGCUGUGUGUGUCAGCCGGGGAGGACUUUGACUGGACCAAGAAUGAGAGGACAUCUUUCUACUACGGCACCUUCCCAACUGGUUUCUCCUGGGGAGCUGGCACCUCUGCCUACCAGACCGAAGGAGCUUGGAACAUAGACGGCAAAGGAAUGAGCAUCUGGGAUGCAUUUGCCCACAAAAAGGGGAAAAUUGUCGCAAAUGACACGGGAGACACCUCGUGUGAGGGCUACUACAGAUUCAAGGAUGACAUCACCUUGAUGAAGGACAUGAAGCUGAAUCAUUAUCGUUUCUCCAUCUCCUGGCCGAGGAUUUUACCAAGCGGACUUAAAAGUGAACACAUCAACGAGAAAGGAAUCAAAUAUUACGAUGACCUGAUUAACAUGCUGCUGGACAAUAACAUCACACCCAUUGUUACUUUGUACCACUGGGAUUUACCGCAGUUCUUACAGGAGAAGUACGGCGGCUGGCAGAACGUCUCCAUGGUGAACCACUUCAACGACUUUGCAAACUUAUGCUUUGAAAGAUUUGGAAAGAAAGUGAAGUACUGGAUCACUUUCAACAAUCCGUGGUCCAUUGCUGUGGAGGGAUAUGAAACAGGGGAACAUGCACCCGGACUGAAGCUAAAGGGAACCGGAGCUUACAAAGCUGCCCACCACAUCAUCAAGGCACAUGCUAAGGUUUGGCACACGUAUGACAUGCAGUGGCGAAGCAAACAAAAAGGCCUGGUUGGGAUCUCGCUAACAGCAGACUGGGGGGAACCAGUGGACAUCACCAACCAGAGGGACAUUGAAGCAGCAGAGAGAUACAUCCAGUUCUACAUGGGAUGGUUUGCUACUCCCAUCUUCAACGGAGACUACCCCCAGGUUAUGAAAGAUUACAUCGGCAGGAAGAGUGGCCAGCAGGGCCUGGGAGCUUCACGGCUGCCCGUCUUCUCGCCUCAGGAGAAGAGUUACAUCAAGGGAACCUGUGAUUUCCUGGGCCUCGGCCAUUUCACGACUCGCUACGUCACCCUGAAGAAUUACCCAUCAGGCCUCGGAGACAGCUACUUUGCAGAUCGAGACCUUGCUGAGCUGGUUGACCCAAAAUGGCCUGAUCCAGGCUCUGAAUGGCUCUAUUCUGUUCCCUGGGGCUUCAGACGCCUGUUGAACUUUGUCAAGACUCAGUAUGGAAACCCCAUGAUAUACGUGACAGAAAACGGCGUGUCCGAGAAAAUGCUCUGCACCGAUCUCUGUGAUGACUGGAGAAUGCAGUACUUCAAAGACUACAUCGAUGAAAUGCUCAAAGCGAUUAAAGAUGGCGUGAAUGUGAAGGGUUACACAGCCUGGUCUCUCCUCGACAACUUUGAGUGGGAUGAAGGGUACUCCGAGAGGUUCGGACUCUACUACGUCGACUUCAGGAACAAAAACAAACCACGCUACCCGAAGGCCUCUGUCCAGUUCUAUAAACGCAUCAUCAGCUCCAAUGGCUUUCCCAAUCAGAGAGAGGUGGAGAGUUGGAAGAGGAAAGCCGUAGAGACUUGCUCCUCCAGUAACCAGCUCCUGGCUGCAGAUCCACUGAUAGGCCACAUGGAGAUGGUUACAGAGAUUGUGGUUCCCACCGUGUGCACGCUCUGCAUCCUCCUCAGUGCAGUCUUCCUCAUGUUCCUGCUGCGUGGACGCAUCUGAAAACACACGCACACACACACACGAUUCUGAGAGUGACUUCAAAGCUGUGAAACUUCAUCCUGUCAAGAGCAUUUUGUUGAUUUAACUGUCUGCUGUUCCGUUUUGAAUAAACACUUUUCCAGGUUCUCACAAUUGAGUCAAAUUAGCCGGUAGCUGUCACAAUUCUAGAAGAAUGAAUUCAAGCUUGGUAUAUUACUAUUAUUUCAUUUUUUUAACAAACUGGUCUUGUGUGGUUUUUGAGUAAGCUACUCAAACUAGCUGCAGAGAGGAGAUGGUUUCUUGUCAACAAGUUUGUAAAAUUAAGAAAUGAGAGUGAAGGGUUGUACUUUGUCUCAUACACUUCAAUAAAUCAAUAUUUAAGACUUGAA